AAUAUUCAAUUAAAAUAAAUUAUCGGGAUAGGAAAAAAAAAUGAACAAUGAGCAAAGGUGUUCGUGCUACUGCUAACUGUAAAACCCUUUGUAGUUUUCCUAUCAAAGGCUUCCCACAACUUCUCAGGUUUUGGAAGAAAAUUUUCUGGGCACAUGGAAAGUUUGAAUCUUUUGAGUAUCUAAAUUUUCUCCAUAAAUUGACUUACAUAUCCCAAUUUUGAAGUUCAAAAUGGUGACUUGUGUGUCAACAAAUUUUGCACAUUCCAAUGCUAUAAAUUCAGCAGGGGUGUUUAAUGUUGUUAGAGGAAGAGAAUUUCCUAGGAGAGUUAAUUUCAUGAAAAUUUUUGAUAGAAAAAUUGGAUUUUUAGGUAGUGAGAGAAAGUUAAGCUUAGUUCAAGUUAAGUGUUCAAGUAAUUCCAAUAAUGGUAGUUCAUAUCAUAGCCAUGACCCUUUUUUACAUCUGCAUCCUGAGGUUUCGAUGCUUAGAGGUGAGGUGAGUAGCACCGUGAAUAUUCCGAGAAAGGGUAGUUCUAGUUUGGGUGAGGAUUUAUCCGAGAGCUUAGGGGAUAUAUCUAGUGAGAGUAAUUACAAUCAAGCGAAGAUUAAAGUUAUUGGUGUGGGAGGUGGUGGAUCUAACGCAGUGAAUCGUAUGAUAGAGAGUUCGAUGCAUGGCGUUGAGUUUUGGAUUGUUAAUACUGAUGUACAAGCUAUGAGGAUGUCGCCUGUGUUUCCUGAGAACCGGCUGCAAAUUGGUCUUGAGCUUACGCGAGGUCUUGGAGCUGGCGGUAACCCAGAGACUGGAAUGAAUGCUGCGAAAGAAAGUAGAGAAUCAAUUGAAGAGGCAGUUUAUGGAGCUGAUAUGGUCUUUGUUACAGCCGGAAUGGGUGGUGGAACCGGCACAGGAGGUGCUCCGAUCAUUGCUGGUGUUGCAAAGUCAAUGGGUAUACUGACUGUUGGUAUUGUCACCACCCCUUUUUCAUUUGAAGGACGAAAGAGAUCCAUUCAAGCACAAGAAGGAAUUACAGCUUUAAGAGAUAAUGUCGAUACUCUAAUAGUUAUUCCAAACGACAAGCUAUUAACUGCAGUUUCUCAAUCUACCCCUGUAACGGAAGCAUUCAAUCUUGCUGAUGAUAUUCUUCGACAGGGCGUUCGUGGCAUAUCUGAUAUUAUUACAAUCCCAGGGAUGGUAAAUGUAGAUUUUGCUGAUGUUCGAGCUAUAAUGGCAAAUGCUGGUUCUUCACUGAUGGGGAUAGGGACUGCAACUGGGAAAACAAGGGCAAGAGAUGCUGCAUUAAAUGCUAUUCAGUCUCCUUUACUAGAUAUUGGUAUUGAAAGGGCUACUGGAAUUGUAUGGAACAUAACUGGUGGGAGUGAUCUAACCUUGUAUGAGGUAAAUGCUGCUGCAGAAGUUAUCUACGAUCUCGUGGACCCUAGUGCUAAUUUGAUUUUUGGAGCAGUAAUAGAUCCUUCACUCACUGGUCAAGUAAGCAUAACAUUAAUUGCAACCGGAUUCAAGCGUCAAGAGGAAGAUGAAGAGAAGCCACUACAGACUAGUCAGCUCACUCAGGGAGAUACAACUAUCAAUUUCAAUCGGCGACCUUCCUCGUUCUCUGAUGAUGGUAGUUUGUUUGAGAUCCCCGAUUUCUUAAAGAAGAAAGGACGCUCACGCUAUCCAAGGGUUUAAUACUCUUCUUCCCAAUGCUCUGUGCAUUUCUUCGCCAAUGCAUCAUUUUUUACUUAGGGGUUAUAAAUAACAUUGGUCAAGGUGUUACUACUUCAAUGUCUUUCUCCUUUUUAGCUUUUAUUCAAGAGUUGUUCAUACAGUUUCAGUUUGUUCAUGUAGACUCUUGCAGAAUUGCAGCUUUUAUGCUUUCCUUGUUGACAUAUUUGAAUAAGUCAAUUACCUUGUAUUCUUGUAUAGGUAAUAUUUCUUAAUGCUUAGAGCUUGUUAUAAUU
This is a messenger RNA of Medicago truncatula (barrel medic), 1956 nucleotides long. Its product is annotated as cell division protein FtsZ homolog 2-2, chloroplastic. The record is from RefSeq and is a predicted model, not a curated record. NCBI's taxonomy places the organism in Eukaryota, Viridiplantae, Streptophyta, Magnoliopsida, Fabales, Fabaceae. Gene Ontology annotation, cellular component: chloroplast; cytoplasm. The coding region runs from base 230 to 1684 and encodes 484 amino acids. The transcript has 8 exons. Gene Ontology annotation, biological process: chloroplast fission. Gene Ontology annotation, molecular function: GTP binding; GTPase activity.